Messenger RNA from Salvelinus namaycush (lake trout), 3938 nucleotides. Its product is annotated as dynamin-1-like protein. The record is from RefSeq and is a predicted model, not a curated record. Gene Ontology annotation, biological process: mitochondrial fragmentation involved in apoptotic process; mitochondrial fission. NCBI's taxonomy places the organism in Eukaryota, Metazoa, Chordata, Actinopteri, Salmoniformes, Salmonidae. The transcript has 18 exons. Gene Ontology annotation, molecular function: GTP binding; GTPase activity; microtubule binding. Gene Ontology annotation, cellular component: microtubule; membrane; mitochondrion. The coding region runs from base 113 to 2191 and encodes 692 amino acids.
GGCAGUAUACAUUGUGACCGUGUGAGGGACAUUGGAUGACUUUGUGUCUGUGGUUAGCAGGGUUGCUUUUUAGUUAGUCCAUUUAUUUGACAGGUACAGCCUUUUCAGAGCUAUGGAGGCCCUUAUCCCGGUCAUCAACAAAUUACAAGAUGUGUUUAAUACAGUUGGCGCGGACAUUAUCCAACUGCCGCAGAUUGCUGUUGUUGGAACGCAGAGCAGUGGGAAGAGUUCAGUGCUAGAGGCUCUGGUGGGGAGAGACCUUCUGCCCCGUGGUACUGGCGUUGUCACCCGUCGGCCCCUCAUCCUCCAGCUGGUCCAUGUGGACCCAGAGGACCGCAGGAAGACCAGUGAGGAGAAUGGUGUCGACGGAGAGGAAUGGGGCAAAUUUCUACACACCAAAAACAAGAUUUACACAGACUUCGAUGAAAUCCGUCUCGAGAUCGAAGCUGAAACGGAAAGAGUUUCUGGCAAUAACAAGGGAAUCACGGAUGAACCCAUACACCUGAAAAUCUUCUCCCCUCACGUAGUCAACCUCACACUGGUGGAUCUGCCAGGUAUCACGAAGGUGCCGGUGGGAGACCAGCCCAAAGACAUAGAGGUGCAGAUCAAAGACUUGAUCGUGAAGCACAUCUCUAACCCGAACUCCAUCAUCUUGGCUGUGACUGCUGCCAACACAGACAUGGCCACCUCAGAGGCCCUCAAAGUGGCUCGCGAGGUCGACCCUGACGGCAGGAGGACGUUGGCUGUGGUGACCAAACUGGACCUAAUGGAUGCUGGGACAGAUGCCAUGGACGUACUGAUGGGUCGGGUCAUCCCUGUCAAACUGGGCCUCAUAGGAGUGGUCAACAGGAGUCAGCUCGACAUCAACAAUAAGAAGUCAGUGGCCGACGCCAUCCGUGAUGAAUAUGCCUUCCUACAGAAGAAGUACCCCUCCCUCGCCAGCAGAAAUGGAACCAAAUACUUAGCCAGAACGCUGAACAGGUUGUUGAUGCAUCACAUUAGAGACUGUCUCCCGGAGCUGAAGACUCGUAUCAAUGUGCUGGCGGCCCAGUACCAGUCCCUGCUGAGUAGCUACGGUGAACCUGUAGAGGACCAGAGCUCCACUCUGCUGCAGCUCAUCACCAAGUUCGCCGCAGAGUACUGCCACACUAUCGAGGGCACCGCUAAGUACAUAGAGACAACAGAACUGUGUGGUGGAGCACGAAUCUGUUAUAUUUUCCAUGAGACGUUUGGUCGGACGCUGGAGUCCGUCGACCCACUGGGAGGUCUGACCACCAUAGACGUGCUAACAGCUAUUAGGAACGCUACAGGCCCGCGGCCAGCCCUGUUUGUGCCUGAGGUGUCGUUUGAGCUGCUGGUGAAGAGACAGGUGAAGAGACUGGAGGAGCCCAGCCUGCGCUGUGUGGAGCUGGUCCACGAGGAGAUGCAGAGAAUCAUCCAGCACUGCAGCAACUACAGCACACAGGAGCUUUUGAGGUUUCCUAAGCUCCAUGAUGCCAUAGUAGAAGUGGUCACAUCCCUCCUCAGGAAAAGGUUACCAGUCACCAAUGAGAUGGUUCAUAACCUGGUGGCCAUUGAGUUGGCCUACAUUAACACCAAACACCCUGACUUUGCUGAUGCCUGUGGCCUCAUGAACAACAACAUAGAGGAACAAAGACGUAACAGAAUGAGAGAGCUGCCCUCGUCUGUUCCUCGGGAUAAGGCUGCAGGUGGUGGUUUCCAGGGAGACCAGGAUGUAGGGACAGGGAACUGGAGGGGCAUGUUGAAGAAGGGAGAGGAGGGGGUGGGCGGAGACAAGUCCAUGCUCCAGACCUCUAACCCUGGCAGCCCUCAGAGGGGCCACGCCGUCAACCUGCUGGAUGUGCCUGUUCCCGUUUCCAGGAAGCUGUCGGCCAGAGAGCAGAGGGACUGUGAGGUCAUCGAGAGGCUUAUCAAGUCCUACUUCCUCAUCGUCAGGAAAAACAUCCAGGACAGCGUGCCCAAGGCGGUGAUGCACUUCCUGGUGAACCAUGUAAAGGACAGCCUGCAGAGUGAGCUGGUGGGUCAGCUGUAUAAGGCUGGUCUGCUGGAUGACCUGCUCACUGAGUCGGAAGACAUGGCCCAGAGACGCAACGAAGCUGCAGACAUGCUCAAGGCCUUGCAGAAAGCCAGUCAGGUGAUAGCUGAGAUCCGAGAAACACACCUGUGGUGAGGGCCUCUACCUCCAUACGCUCUCCCUCCCCAUGGACCCUAAGCACUGAACCCUGUUCUGUCUCAAACCUACCUGGACUGCAGAGACGGCCAACUUGGAAAUACACUGGUGUCAAUUUGUGUUUAUUGAGUAUCAUCAAUGCUCCAUCCUCCUGAAGUUGUCACUUCCACACUCCCCUGUCAUGGUUUUAAAAGCAAUGGAUUGGUGUAAGCCUUGGCUGAAGGGAGUUUCAACCAUUUGUUAAAUGCAUGACCGGGAGUGUAAAACAACACACUUCUGGUGAUGAGUGGAGAAUGGGGACGCACAUUUGGAUAUAGUUGUAGAUUGUAUUAUAUGGACUUGACCUAUACAGUAUCAGUCUUCACCUGCACCACAUCGCACACCAAAUGGUCUUUCAUAUGUAAGUAUUAUAUUGAUGAAUGUGUGAGGUCUACCUACUGAAUAAUGUGGAGUUACAUUAAAUAUGUUUACUCUAGUUUCUGGCUUGCUGGAAUGUAUGCUGCGACUUGUAAAUGCUGUCUGUCUUCAUCAUGGUUACUGAUCUAUUGUCUCACAUGUCUAUGCUACUGCAGAAAAUGUCCUUACAUGGUAACAAUCUCUCAUUUGUGUUGCUGAUAUUUACAAAGCGCAGAGAAAUGCCACUCUGAUGUAGAAUAAGUGUUAUUUGUUGGUUGAAUGCACCAUAAUGCAGCUGCAAACCGUACACUUCCAUGUUCUCUGAAUGGGAUUUCAUGUCUUUUCACCAAACAAUGCUACACCGUCUUGUGUGUUAUUUUGACUCUACCGUACGUCUGUCGCUAAAUGUGUUUAAGAUAUCUAGUGUAUUGAUGAGGUCAUUUGUCCUACUAUAUUGAUAUGGAUAAUGAUAAUUUGUUGUCAUACCCACAAUACCAUGUGGUAAACUAUUGGUAGUAAAGGCAGGGCAGAAUUGUGUGGCAACGUCUAACUUGAAGUGGCAGGUUUAUUCUGUAUAUUCUCAAAAAGUGGUACCAGGGUUGAAUGAGUCAUUUAUUGACUUGUGAUCCAGUCUGCUGUUAUACCAGACGGAACAAUAAACAUCAAAUAUGUUUAUCAACACGUAUACACACACAUUAUCAUCAUGGGCCGAUCGCCAGUCACGGCUGUCUGCCCUCGACCAUGGCGGCUGCUCCUUUACCUCACACGGCCCAUCUUCUUGCCUCGACCUUUGGCACUGAGGGGCAGGACAGGGUUAAGAAAUCUGAAUCACUUGGCAGCCAGGUAGUAAGCUCAGUAGUGAAUGUCUCUGUUGCAGCACUUCACUGCAUUCUGAGUCUAAUGCUUCACCCAGAAGUGUGUACUUGUUCUCACUCCCUCUCAUGCAAGAGACUGGUGGAAAAAGUGGUCCACUUCUGGGUCAAGUGUGAAUAGGUUUUAAUGGUUUGUCAGUCCAUCAGUUACACAGGAUUUUACUUCUUUUGGCUUGAUGUUUAUCAUUAAAUAGUUUUGUGCUGUAAUUUCAGGCCAGACCAUAUUGGCAAUUUGCAUUGUCACCACUUACAAUGUCUUCAAGCUAUCGUGCAGUGAUCAUGCUAUACGCAAUGCGCACACACAGACGGACAUAGGCGGUGUAAGUGAUAGUCAUGGCUGUUUCUUUUGUUUCAAUCAAUGUUUGUUCUACUGGUCAUUAAUUGACCAUCCCUGCUUGAGAGUGAAAGGAAUGAUGGGAAAUGGAGUUGUUGAUGGAAUGGAAACCAGUGACUCAGCCCAAUUAAAAUGAAAACCACAA